AUGGCUGACAUCUCCCCCGCCGAUUAUCCUGAGUACACCAAGAACAUUUCCAACAAAUCUCAGCCUCCCCUCGGCUUUGGAACCCGUCCAGCCCUGAUCAUUGUCGAUGCUCAAAAAGCAUACUGGAAUCCCGAUUCGCCUCUCUAUUUCAGUCACUAUGAGAAUGCCGCCGCUGCACCCGCCUACAUCAAGACCCUCGUAUCGUCCGCUCGAUCUGGAAAGUGUCCCGUAAUCUGGUCGCGAAUACAAUAUGAAAACGCGUCACUAAGGGACGCAGGGUUAUGGGCGAAGAAGAGGAACCACCUAGACUGUUUCCUGUCUAGUGAUUCGAGGGGUCUAGGAGACUGGAUUGAAGGGCUUGGUCCCGAAGGAGACGAUGUUUUUAUCACGAAGAAGUUCGCGAGCGCGUUCUUCGGCACAACACUUGCGACACAAUUACAGAUGCUCAAUGUAGAUACUCUGGUGAUUUGUGGUGCUCAUACCAGCGGGUCCAUUAGACAGACAACACUGGAUGCCAUGCAAAGCGGAUUUAGACCUAUCGUUGUAGCAGCGGCUUGUGCUGAUCGGACUCGAGAGACUCACUUCGCGAAUCUGUUCGAUAUUCGCGCAAAGAUGGGGGAUGUGAUUGCUGUCGAAGAAGCUUGCAAACAGCUGGAGAAAGGCUAG
This is a messenger RNA of Mytilinidion resinicola, 666 nucleotides long. RefSeq names its product Isochorismatase hydrolase. Lineage: Eukaryota; Fungi; Ascomycota; Dothideomycetes; Mytilinidiales; Mytilinidiaceae. Bases 1 to 666 code for a protein of 221 amino acids. The record is from RefSeq and is a predicted model, not a curated record. The transcript has 2 exons.